GUGAAAGCUGUGCUGCUGAAUUAUACAAGAUGAGUAUGAGAAUAGAAGACUCGGUUACUGAGCUAAUCAAUGUGUUUAUAGACAAGGCUCAUAAGGCAGGCUUUGGUGAUUGCUUCAAUCGUUUACUAGAAGAACAAGUUGAAGAGCCAGCUAGUGAAGAAGGAAAUGAGGGAUCUGAAUCAGAUUCUGAGUCUCAAUCAGCUGUAGCAGAGAGUAUUGAGGAAGAGCAACAGCUGCAAGAAGAUUGUAAAGAGCUCACACUCCACUUCAAUCACCGCAAUCUGGAAGCCAUCCUGAAGGCAACAAGAAACUCACUAGAUGCUAUCAAGAAAAGAGUCUUCUUUUCACCGUCCAUUAGUGGUGGCUCAAGAUCAUAUGGUUCUAGCAACAAGUCACACAAGAAAAAUAAUCCCUUUUUUCAAGGCCAAGUUGCCCUUGAAAUACCAAAUGUGGUGAUGCAGCCAAGUCUAGAUGAUAUCCAACAAUCCGUACAUAAAGUCACAAACUAUGUGCUAGAUGUUAGUCGUAAUAUAGCGCAGUGGGGUCAGAAGCGAUUUAAACCGGCUUCUGCUAUAUCAGAAAAGUCUACAGACAAACAACAUCGAAGGGCUGGAGCUAAUCAUCAGUUGCCAGAUGGUGAGCCAAAGCUGAUUGCAGCCAACACAUUAAGGAAUUACUACAAGAGCAUCACAGAACAUAAGGAUAUACUGAAGCUAGUGAUGAUGCUGAGUAAUGCAAUUACACAAACAAGACCACUUGUACAGGAAUCAAUUGAGAUGUUCACCAACUACCAAUUCCUAUGGGAACAAGACAGAAAAGAAUCUGUUGAUAAUUUCCUGAAAACUGAGCCAAUUCUGUCUGAAUGGAAGGCAGAAAUUUUGCACUAUCAAGACCUAGAACAAUGCAUUGAGGAACUUGAUCCUACAUUAAGAGUUGGAUGUAUUGAACUAACAACAGAACCUAUCAAGUUGGCAUUAUUGAUUGAGGCAAAAGCAUGGAAGACCAUGUUUGGUAAGAAUUUGAUCUCUAUAAGAAGCCUACAACUUGCUUCAAAAGUUAAAACAUCAUGAGUGUUAUUUAGUUAGUGGAAACUGGCUCUAUUAUAAAUAUACAUUAAUAUUGAAUCUUUACAGGAAGCCUACAACUUGCUUCAAAAGUUCCAAGUAUCAGUACCACGAGAAGAGAUUGAGCGUGUUGACACAUUACGCUACUCUUUCCAAAAACUUGCUCGACAAGCUGUCAAAGUGCAGUCAGAGCUUGUGAGAAUCCAGCCAACAUUUAAGGCAGACCUUUUACAAUCGGUUGAAGUGUUUGUUAAUAGUGUAGACACAUUUGAGGGUGAUUAUGAAAUUAAUGGACCAAUGGCAGAUGGCAUUGCUCCUCAAGAGGCCAGUGACCGACUACAAGUAUAUCAAAGUCGAUUUGAUGAACUCUGGCGCAAGUAUCAAACCUACUCCGGUGGUGAAGAAUUGUUUGGCCUCCAAACUACUGAAUACCCAUUCCUUGCUAAGACCAAGAAGGAACUUAACCUACUGAACAAGCUGUAUGGAUUAUAUAACUCAGUCAUUGAUGGCAUCAAUGGAUACUAUGAUAUUUUAUGGAGUGAAGUAGAUAUUGAGAAAAUUAAUAGUGAACUGAUGGACUUUCAAAACAGAUGUCGGAAGCUUCCCAAAGGAUUAAAAGAUUGGCAAGCUUUCCUGGAUUUGAAGAAGAAGAUUGAUGACUUCAGUGAAUCCUGCCCUUUGCUUGAACUGAUGGCAAAUAAGGCAAUGAAAGAUCGCCACUGGCAACGCAUCACCAAUGUUACAGGACAUGUAUUUGAGAUUGAUAACGACUCAUUUGCAUUGAGGAAUAUCAUGGAAGCACCACUUCUUGAGAAUAAAGAAGAUAUUGAGGAUAUUUGUAUCUCAGCUGUUAAAGAGAAAGAUAUUGAAGCGAAGCUAGCCCAAGUGGUUGCAGAGUGGAGUUCUCAAACGCUGAGCUUUGCUCCAUUCAAGACUCGUGGUGAGCUGCUCCUAAAAGGUGGUGAAACCUCAGAGAUAGUUGCCCUCAUGGAGGACAGCUUAAUGGUUUUAGGAUCAUUACUAAGUAACAGGUACAAUGCUCCCUUCAAGAAGGACAUCCAGUCUUGGGUUCAGAAAUUAUCAAAUUCUUCUGAUAUCAUUGAAAAUUGGUUAAUAGUGCAGAACCUCUGGGUGUAUCUAGAAGCUGUGUUUGUGGGUGGAGAUAUUGCUAAACAACUACCACAAGAAGCAAAGCGUUUCUCGAACAUUGAUAAAUCAUGGGUGAAGAUAAUGCAGCGAGCCCAUGAGAAUGAUAAUGUGGUUAUAUGCUGUGUAGGAGAUGAGACGCUUGGCCAACUUCUGCCUCAUUUGCUUGAACAGUUAGAGAUCUGUCAAAAAUCACUCACAGGGUAUUUGGAGAAGAAACGUCUAGUGUUUCCUCGGUUUUUCUUUGUUUCUGAUCCUGCUUUAUUGGAGAUUUUGGGACAGGCAUCUGACUCCCAUACAAUUCAAUCUCAUCUACUUGGUAUCUUUGAGAAUGUAAAUGAAGUUGGGUUUCACCCUAAGGAGUAUGAUCGUAUUGUUUCUGUCAUAUCUAGAGAAGGAGAAACCAUUCCGUUGGAGAAGGUUGUAAUGGCUAAAGGUAAUGUAGAAAGCUGGCUAGGGGAACUACUUGCUAAUCAGAUGUCAUCAUUGCACGGUGUCAUUAGAGAUGGGUACCGAGUAGUCAAUGACCCAUCCUUUGACUUGCUUAAUUUUCUCAACAAUUACAUUGCACAAGUUGGUCUGCUGGGGAUUCAAAUGCUAUGGACCCGUGAUGCUGAGGAAGCGUUAACCUUGGCUCGGUCUGACCGUAAGGUUAUGCAAGCUACCAAUAUCAAAUUCCUUGAACUUCUCAAUACACUCAUUGAGCAGACUACCCAUGAAUUGACCAAAGUUGAGAGGAUCAAAUACGAGACGUUGGUUACAAUACAUGUACAUCAGAGAGACAUAUUCAACGAUCUUGUAAAUAUGCACAUACGCAAUCCAUUGGAUUUUGAGUGGUUAAAGCAGGCACGAUUUUAUUUCAAAGAGGACACAGAUCAGUGUAUUGUAUCAAUUACAGAUGUUGACUUCAUCUAUCAAAAUGAAUUCUUAGGGUGUACAGACAGACUGGUUAUUACUCCACUAACAGACAGAUGUUACAUCACAUUAGCUCAGGCCCUUGGUAUGAGCAUGGGAGGUGCCCCAGCGGGACCAGCUGGUACAGGCAAGACAGAAACUACUAAAGACAUGGGUAAAGCCUUGGGCAAAUAUGUAGUUGUCUUUAACUGCUCUGAUCAGAUGGAUUAUAGGGGCUUAGGAAGAAUCUAUAAAGGCCUUGCCCAGUCUGGUAGUUGGGGAUGUUUUGAUGAAUUCAACAGGAUUGAGCUACCUGUGCUUUCUGUGGCUGCUCAGCAGAUUGCUAUUGUACUUGGUGCAAAGAAGGAUCGCAAAACAGAAUUCAUAUUCACUGAUGGUGAUGUUGUGUCACUUAAUCCAGAAUUUGGUAUCUUUUUAACAAUGAACCCUGGAUAUGCUGGUCGUCAAGAAUUACCCGAGAACCUAAAGAUUCAGUUUCGUACUGUUGCCAUGAUGGUUCCUGAUCGUCAAAUCAUUAUGAGAGUCAAGCUGGCCAGUUGUGGUUUCCAAGAGAAUGUUUUGCUAGCCCAGAAAUUUUUCACCCUGUACAAGCUAUGUGAAGAACAACUGACCAAACAGGUUCAUUAUGAUUUUGGGUUACGUAACAUACUGUCUGUGCUGAGAACAUUAGGAGCUCAGAAGCGAGCUAGACCAUCUGAGAGUGAAGCAACUAUUGUGAUGAGAGUGCUUCGAGACAUGAAUCUCUCGAAAUUGGUUGAUGAAGAUGAACCACUAUUCUUGAGUCUCAUCAGUGAUUUAUUUCCUGGAAUCCAAUUGGAUAAUGCUACGUAUGAAGAACUACAAGCAGCUGUUGCAGGCCAAGUAGAUGCUGCAGGCUUAGUCAACCACCCUGCUUGGAAUCUAAAAGUUGUUCAGUUGUUUGAGACCCAACGUGUACGUCAUGGUAUGAUGGCACUAGGCCCAUCAGGGGCCGGCAAGACAUGCUGUAUCAACAUCUUGAUGAAGGCUAUGGGAGAUUGUGGAGCCCUGCACAAGGAGAUGCGUAUGAAUCCAAAGGCUAUUACUGCACCUCAGAUGUUUGGUAGAUUAGAUGUGGCAACCAAUGAUUGGACUGAUGGCAUCUUUUCUACACUAUGGAGAAAGACCUUGAAAGCUAAAAAAUCGGAUCAUAUUUGGAUUGUCUUAGAUGGCCCAGUAGAUGCAAUUUGGAUUGAGAAUUUAAACAGUGUAUUAGAUGAUAACAAAACUCUGACCCUGGCUAAUGGUGAUCGUAUUCCCAUGGCUCCCAAUUGUAAGGUAGUGUUUGAGGUGCACAACAUUGACAAUGCUUCUCCAGCUACGGUCUCCAGGAAUGGAAUGGUUUACAUGAGCUCAUCUGUCUUGGAUUGGAGACCCAUAUCACAGAGCUGGUUGAUAAAACAGAACCCAUCUGAAGCAGCAGUGCUCCAAGAUCUGUUUGACAAGAUCUUUGAUGAUUUGUUUAACUAUGUCUUACUGAACUUGAACCCUAAGAUGGUUCUAUUACAAUGUAACUACAUUAAACAAGCAAUUGAUCUACUGGUUGGGUUACUACCUGUAAAAGAGGAGCAUGAUCACAGCGCCCUGCCAGCUCCCUACCUGGAGAAACUCUUCAUCUUUUCAUUGAUGUGGAGUCUUGGAGCUUUGCUUGAACUUGAUGACCGAGAAAAGAUGCAGAAUUUUAUGCUAGCUCAUGAAAGCAAUCUGAAUUACCCCCAUUUGCCAGAAGACAGUGGCCACACUAUAUUUGAAUAUGUUGUGGAUAGCAAAGGUCAGUUUGAACAUUUAAAAUUUUCAGUACCUUAUUUAAAAAUUAAAUCGCAUACAAGACUCACCAUCAGAGGGAUUAACAUGAAAUAAAACUUUAUUGUAUACUUCUGCAAAUAGGCUGUAUUGUUGAUUGGUGAACAAGGGACAGCAAAGACAGUCAUGAUCAAAGGCUACAUGAGCAAGUAUGAUCCUGACAGACACAUGGGCAAGAGCUUCAACUUCUCAUCAGCAACUACACCUCUUAUGUUUCAGAGAACAAUUGAGAGUUAUGUUGACAAGCGUAUGGGUAGCACUUACGGUCCGCCAGCUGGACGUAAGAUGACCGUCUUUGUAGAUGACAUCAACAUGCCAAUCAUCAAUGAAUGGGGAGAUCAGGUGACCAAUGAGAUCGUCAGACAGAUGAUGGAGAUGGAUGGGUUCUAUAACCUGGAGAAACCUGGUGAUUUUACUCAUAUUGCAGAUAUCCAGUUCAUAGCAGCCAUGAUCCAACCAGGUGGUGGCAGAAAUGAUAUCCCAGAAAGACUUAAACGCUGUUUCUCAGUAUUCAACUGCACUCUGCCCUCAAAUGCAUCUAUUGACAAAAUAUUUGGAAUAAUUGGUUGUGGUUACUUCUGUUCAUCACGCUUCAAUGAUGAAGUUGUUGCAUUAGCCAAAAGUCUUGUUGCUACUACAAGGGUUCUAUGGCAAGCUACCAAGGUGAAAAUGCUUCCGACUCCAGCCAAAUUCCACUACAUAUUCAACUUGCGUGAUUUAUCCCGUAUCUGGGAAGGGAUGCUGCACAUAGAAGGUGAUGAAUGCCAAGACUCCAAAACAUUGCUAGCAUUAUGGAAGCAUGAAUGUUCUAGAGUGAUUGCUGAUCGCUUCACUAACUUUGAAGACAAGAACUGGUUCUUGAAUGCUCUUGCUAGAAUAACAAAGGAACAGCUUGGUGAGGACAUGGGUAAUCAGUUGAUGGAUGAACCUUACUUGGUAGACUUCCUCAGAGAUGCUCCAGAACCAACUGGAGAGGAACCAGAUGAUGCUGAUCUUGAUGCCCCAAAAAUAUACGAACUGGUUCCAGAUUUAGACUUCCUCUCAGAGAAGCUACAAUUAUUUAUGGCUCAGUAUAAUGACACAGUCAGAGGCGGUCACAUGGACCUUGUGUUCUUUAAGGAUGCCAUGACCCAUCUGGUCAAGAUAUCCCGCAUCAUUCGGACACCCCGUGGUAAUGCUCUGCUAGUAGGUGUUGGCGGAUCUGGUAAGCAAAGCUUGACUAGAUUAGCAUCAUUCAUUGCUGGGUACAAGAGCUUCCAAAUUACUCUUACAAGAUCAUACAAUGUGACGAAUCUGAUGGAUGAUCUGAAGUAUAUGUACCGUGUUGCUGGCGGUGAGGGCAAGGGUAUCACAUUCAUCUUUACAGAUAAUGAAGUAAAAGAUGAUGCUUUCUUGGAAUACAUCAACAAUGUUCUCAGCUCUGGAGAGGUGUCUAAUUUGUUUGCACGUGAUGAAUUAGAUGAAAUAACACAAGAACUGAUACCAGUGAUGAAGAAAGAAUUCCCCAGACACCCCCCAACGCAAGAUAACUUGUAUGAUUACUUCAUAUCAAGAGCCAGAAACAAUCUCCAUGUAGUCUUGUGCUUCUCACCGGUAGGAGAGAAGUUCCGCAACCGGUCCCUCAAAUUUCCUGGCCUUAUAUCUGGAUGCACAAUGGAUUGGUUUACUCGUUGGCCUAAAGAUGCUCUUAUUGCUGUGGCGCAACACUUCUUAUCUAGCUUCAAUAUCGUUUGCACUCCAGAGACCAAACAAUCAGUAGUUAACACCAUGGGUGUUUUUCAUGAUGGUGUUGCAGAAGUCUGUAUAGAGUAUUUCCAGAGAUAUCGGCGCCAGACUCAUGUGACACCCAAGUCUUACUUAUCUUUCCUGGAAGGGUACAAGACAAUCUAUCAAGAGAAGUAUGCCUUGAUCUCAGAAUUGGCUGACCGUAUGAACACAGGUUUGAACAAGCUAAUAGAAGCUAGUGAAUCUGUAGCUGAGCUUUCACUAGAACUUGUGGACAAAGAGAAAGAGCUGGCUGUAGCAUCAGUUAAAGCUGAACAGGUACUAGCUGAGGUGACCGUGUCUGCUCAAGCAGCAGAGAAGGUGAAGAAUGCAGUACAGAAAGUGAAAGAUAAAGCGCAACACAUUGUUGAUGAGAUUGAAGCAGAUAAGUCUGUAGCAGAAACUAAGUUAGAAGCAGCAAGACCAGCCCUUGAAGAAGCUGAAGCUGCCCUAAACACAAUUAAACCAUCUCACAUCUCCACUGUCCGUAAACUUGGCAAGCCUCCUCACCUUAUCAUGCGUAUCAUGGACUGUGUGUUACUGUUGUUCCAGAAGAAACUAGAUGUUUGUAGCCUGGAUCCUGAUAGACCUUGUCCUAAACCUUCAUGGGGAGAAUCUCUUAAACUUAUGAGUGGUUCUGGAUUCUUGUCAUCUUUACAAACCUUUCCCAAAGACACAAUCAAUGAAGAAACAGUAGAGUUGUUGAUGCCAUAUCUUGACAUGGAAGACUACAGCUUAGAGUCUGCCAAGAAAGUAUGUGGAGAUGUUGCUGGUGUCUGUUCUUGGACACAGGCUAUGGCAUUUUUCUUUACUAUCAAUAAAGAAGUUCUUCCUCUAAAGGCGAGUCUUGCAGUCCAAGAAGGAAGACUAAUCAUUGCAACCAAAGAGCUGGAUGCAGCACAAGCUACACUGGAUGAAAAACAGAAAGAAUUGGAUCUUGUGCAGGCAAAAUUUGAUGGUGCUAUGAAAUUGAAACAGGAUCUCCUUGAUGAUGCUGAGAGUUGUCGUCGUAAGAUGGUUGCAGCCUCUGCUCUCAUUAAUGGUCUUGGUGGAGAGAAAGUUAGAUGGACAGAACAAAGCAAAGAAUUCAAAUCUCAGAUUAAUAGAUUGGUGGGUGAUGUACUUCUAGCAACUGGUUUCUUAUCUUAUUCUGGUCCAUUCAAUCAAGUAUUCAGAAUCAAUCUCAACGACAACUGGCAAAAAGAACUCCGCACCAACAAAAUUCCUUUCACAACAAAUCUUAACAUAUCAUCUAUGUUAGUGGAUGGACCCACGAUUGGAGAAUGGAAUCUUCAAGGAUUACCAAAUGAUGAACUAUCUGUUCAAAAUGGAAUCAUUGUUACCAAGGCAACACGCUAUCCACUUCUUAUCGAUCCACAAGGUCAAGGGAAAACAUGGAUCAAGAACAGGGAGCAACAGUUUGAAUUACAGGUUACUUCCUUAAAUCACAAGUACUUCCGGAGCCAUCUGGAGGACAGUCUGUCACUUGGCCGGCCACUGCUCAUUGAGGAUAUUGGGGAGGAGCUUGAUCCUGCUCUUGAUAAUGUACUGGAGAAGAACUUUAUCAAGUCUGGCAGAACAUUGAAGGUUAAAGUUGGUGACAAAGAAGUAGAUGUGAUGAAUGGAUUUAAGCUGUAUGUCACAACCAAACUGGCAAAUCCAACAUACACACCAGAGGUAUCAGCUAGAACAUCAAUCAUCGAUUUUACUGUCACCAUGAAAGGACUUGAGGAUCAGCUUCUGGGCCGUGUCAUCCUCACUGAGAAGCAAGAGCUAGAAUCAGAACGCAUCAAACUAAUGGAAGAUGUGACAGCCAACAAACGCAAGAUGAAAGAACUGGAAGACAACCUUCUCUUCCGUCUCACCAGCACUCAGGGAUCUCUGGUGGAAGAUGAAUCCUUGAUCUCCGUACUUGGUGUCACUAAAGUGACUGCAGAAGAGGUCACUGAGAAACUUGUAGUUGCUGCUGAAACUGAGAUCAAAAUUAAUGAAGCUAGAGAAGAGUUUAGACCUGUUGCAACUAGAGGCAGCAUUCUGUAUUUCUUGAUCACUGAGAUGAGUAUGGUGAAUGUGAUGUACCAGACAUCACUUAAACAGUUCCUUGGUAUAUUUGACAUUUCAAUGGCAAGGUCUGACAAAUCUCCGAUUCCUGCAAAGCGGAUUGCUAAUAUUAUUGAUUACUUGACGUACGAGGUAUUCUGCUACUCCUGCCGUGGUCUUUAUGAGAACCACAAAUUCUUGUUUACUAUGUUGCUGGCAUUGAAGAUUGACCUGCAGAAGGGAAAUGUCAAACAUCAGGAAUUCCAAACACUUAUUAAAGGUGGAGCAGCCUUGGACUUAAAGGCAUGUCAACCUAAACCUUGCAAGUGGAUUACUGAUAUGACAUGGUUGAAUUUAGUAGAGUUGAGUAAAUUACCACAGUUCUCAGAAGUUCUCAACCAGAUUACUCGAAAUGAACGUGGAUGGAAGCAGUGGUUUGAUAAGGAUGCUCCUGAGGAAGAAAUCAUUCCUGAUGGGUACAACAGCUCUCUAGAUACAUACAGAAAGCUCCUGCUGGUCAGGUCGUGGUGUCCUGACCGUACCAUUCCACAAGCACGUAAAUACAUUGCAUCAUCGCAAGGUGCGCGUUAUGCUGACCCAGUCAUACUUGACCUAGAGAAGACGUGGGAAGAGAGUGACAUCAGAACUCCUCUCAUCUGCUUCCUAUCAAUGGGCUCAGAUCCUACUAACCAGAUUGAAGGCCUUGCAAAAAAACUCAAAGUUGAAUGCCGUGCUAUCUCGAUGGGUCAGGGGCAGGAAGUGCAUGCUAGACGGCUUGUCCAACAGUCAGCAUCCGGGGGUGGCUGGGUGUUGCUUCAGAACUGCCAUCUUGGUCUGGACUUCAUGGAUGAGCUUCUUGACACUGUGCUCAAUCAAGAGAAUGUACAUGAAUCAUUUAGAGUGUGGAUCACAACAGAGGGGCAUCCACUCUUUCCUAUCAAUCUGCUUCAGAGCAGCAUCAAAUUUACUAAUGAGCCCCCUCAAGGUGUUAAAGCAGGAUUGAAAAGAACAUUUGCCAGUAUUACUCAAGACCAGCUAGAUAUUAAUAACCUCCCCCAAUGGAAACCUAUGUUAUACGCUGUUGCUAUGCUACAUACAACAGUACAGGAACGCCGUAAGUUUGGACCUCUUGGAUGGAAUAUACCAUAUGAGUUCAACGCAGCUGAUCAGACGGCCAGUGUCCAGUUCAUCCAAAAUCAUCUUGAUGAUAUUGACCCUAAAAAGGGUGUUUCAUGGAACACUGUUCGCUACAUGUUAGGAGAAGUACAGUAUGGAGGCAGAGUUACAGAUGACUAUGACAAAAGACUUCUAAAUACGUUUGCAAAGGUGUGGUUUGGUGAGCAUAUGUUCCCGGAUUCAUUUGCUUUUUACACUGGAUAUAAGAUCCCAAAAUGCAAGACUGUUCAUGAAUAUAUGGAGCAUAUUGAAACUCUACCACUUACUGACACACCUCAGGUGUUUGGACUGCAUCCCAAUGCAGAUAUCACGUACCAGAGCAACACAUCAAAAGAAGUGUUGGAUACUAUCCUUAACAUACAGCCCAAGGACAGUGGAGGUGGAGGUGGAGAGACCAGAGAAAGUCUAGUCAGCCGCAUAGCAAAAGAUAUGUUGGAAAAACUCCCCCCAGAUUAUGUUCCCCAUCUGGUGAAAGCUCGAUUACAGAAGAUGGGAGCUCUUUCAUCCAUGAACAUCUUCCUACGUCAGGAGAUAGACCGAAUGCAGCGAGUAAUUGGCCUAGUGCGCUCCACGUUACUGGACUUGGGCCUAGCCAUUGAAGGCACUAUCAUUAUGAGUGAGAGCCUGCGUGAUGCUUUAGAUAACAUGUAUGAUGCAAGAGUACCAGCUCUGUGGCGAAAAAUAUCAUGGGAAUCGUCUACCUUAGGGUUCUGGUUUACAGAGUUCUUGGAACGUAACCAACAGUUCUCCAGUUGGAUCUGGGAUGGCAGACCUAAUGUCUUCUGGAUGACUGGAUUCUUCAACCCUCAAGGUUUUCUGACUGCAAUGCGUCAAGAAGUGACGAGAGCUCAUAAGGGCUGGGCUCUAGAUUCUGUCACCCUGCACAAUGAGGUCAUCAGACCCUUCAAGGAAGACAUAGGCUCACCACCACCAGAAGGAGUGUAUGUACAUGGUCUAUACCUAGAUGGUGCUGGCUGGGAUCGUAAAGGUUGUAAGCUGAUGGAAUCCUCCCCUAAAGUCUUGUUCACCUUAUUACCUGUUGUACACAUCUUUGCCAUUAACUCUACUGCACCUAAAGACCCUCGCCUCUAUCAAUGUCCCGUCUACAAGAAACCUCAGAGAACUGACUUGACUUACAUUACACCACUGUGGUUGAAGACUGUGCAGACCCCAGACCAUUGGAUUUUACGUGGAGCUGCUCUUCUCUGUGACAUUAAAUAGAUAGUGUUCUCUUACAUAAUUCAUUGUGUAUUUUCUGUUCAACCUAUCUUGACGUAUUUUACUUUACAUAUUCUAAUGUUUCAACAAUAGUUAAAGAAUUUAAUAGAAUUUAAUGUUAAUAAUCACAGUGAAAACAUGUUGACUUCUUCUGGUAUUGAAUCCUGUAUUAUAAUUGUUGCAGAAAUGUUUGUUGACUGAAUUAUAUAUAGCAGCAUAUUGUAAUAAUUAAUAAUAAUAAUCUUUAUUAGGAAACAAUGUCCACAUGAUACAAAAACAAUAUAUAUAUAUAUAAACUUCUGAUAUAACAAUUGAUGCCAUAUAAUAAUAAUAAUUAUAAUAUUAAAUUGAAAUAUGAAUUUUGUAUCAAUUUGUUCAGUCAAUUCAAAUGUUGCAAAUGUUUGUUUUAUGAAAAUUAAAUGAAUGAAAUAAAAUUUAUUG
Molecule: messenger RNA, 11585 nt
Organism: Anneissia japonica
Lineage: Eukaryota; Metazoa; Echinodermata; Crinoidea; Comatulida; Comatulidae
Product: dynein heavy chain 8, axonemal-like
Biological process (GO): microtubule-based movement
Cellular component (GO): dynein complex
Molecular function (GO): minus-end-directed microtubule motor activity; dynein intermediate chain binding; ATP binding
Source: RefSeq, a predicted model, not a curated record